UUAAAUUAUUAAACUUUAAGAAAUUGAUUUUAUUAUGAACAGUAAAAAAUAAUUUGCUCUAUGCAAUGGCUAUGAGAAAAAGGAGUGGCUCUGGUGCCAAGCGUCAACACAAAUGCAAGCUGGUACCAAUCUACGAGAGUUUCUUCAAAGGUGAAGAUUUAACUCUAGCUCAUCCAAAUUUUUGGAAUGAGUUGUUUCUUAUUAAACCUAUGGUACCCCAUAUUGAGAAUGAAAUUUUGCAUAUGACAUCGGAGCAAUUAAAUGCUAGCAAAGAAAAUUUGAAUGCAUUGGUAUGCCAUUGUGUUGAUACAUUGGUCGAUGAACAUCCAUUUAGAAUAGUAUAUGCGUUGCAAACUUUGGCAGCAGUUAUCCAAUCCAUGUAUAAAAAGGCUAACCAAGUAGACUAUGGAUUUAAUUUAAUAGAUAUUCUAGUAGGCUUUGAUUCUGCAGAGCAGAGAAUGACAACAUUAAUGCAACAUUGCAAUAAUUUUUUGACAGGUGAAUAUCCAGAUAGUUUGAAAGCUUUGUGCCUGAAAUUAUUGUUAAUAAUUGUUACUGGUAUGGACAAUAUCAGCCAAAAUACCUUAUUGGAAUAUGUAAUGCUAAGUAGUGUUUUUGAGUCGCUAAUUCAAUUAUUAAGAGAUACGGCUACGAGGAAUCGCCAUGGCCAUGAUGUGGUUUUAUUAUUAACAUUAUUAGUCAACUAUAGAAAAUAUGAAAGUGCAAAUCCGUAUAUUGUAAAAUUGUCAAUUUUGGAUGAUGAGUUGGCCCUCAAUGGAUAUGGACAAGCUAUAUCAAGUUCAUUAACGGAGUUUUGUCGACAAUUUGCUCAACAAAGAGCAGAGAUACAAGCAUCUUGGUUGUCCUCUUUGACUAGUAUAGUCGGUAGCAUGUUUGUUGGAGAGGAGGAAGCGAAAACGCAACAAGUUCGCGCGAACAAUGCUUUACUUUUAGCUCUGUACGAGGCUACGCACUUAAAUCGUAAUUUUGUAACUACCCUGGCCUAUACGCAAAGCGAUACCAGUGCACCUCCGUCGCCGAAUAAUACUUUGGGUCCGAAUGCGGUGGCUCCUGGUGCUUCGCCACCCGAUGUAAUGGCUCAACCGUUCAAUUUGUUAGCAACUUUUCUGCAGUACUGUUCAAUAGUUAUGCAAGUUAUUAGAACAGAAGCUAUAAUGAAUAAUGUGAAAUUAUGCUUCUUGAUACUAAGCUGUAUUGCGGAGGAUCAAUACGCGAACAGUUUGAUGCAUGAUGCAAAUCUGGCGUUUAGAGUUCAGUUACAUCGAGUACCUAUGCAUCAUAGAAAAUUGCAGGAUAAAGCAGCACCUGCUCAACCACUUGCAGCCACGUUACUCGAUCUGCUCGUUGAAUUUGUAACAUCACAUAUGAUGAAGAAAUUUCCACUUGAGUUAUAUCAUCAAUGUAUCGGAGUUCUACAAAGACUGCUAUGUUACCAGAAAAGAUGUCGGGUCAGACUUGGUUAUCAGUGGCGAGAUCUUUGGACUGCAUUAAUCAAUUUGCUGAAAUUUUUAACAACACAUGAAAGUCAUCUCAUUAAGAAAAUGAACAUAUUUCCCUUAGCUAUUCAGGUGGUAAACAUUUUGAACUUUUUCAUUACAUAUGCUGAUACAUUCCUGUCAUCACCAAAUAGUUAUGAUGAAUUAUUUUAUGAAAUUAUUCGUAUGAGGCUUAUCUUUACCAAUUUAAAUGCUAUGGCACUGAGGUAUUCCACUAGUGAAUCAUACGAGUACAAAGAACAUGCACUUAAAUUGACAAAUUCUCUUGUGAAUGUGAGGGAUAUAGUAAAUCAUUUUCCUCCAAAGAUAGCUGCGUGGCUGGCAAAAGAGAGUUUGUCAACACCAACGGAACAACAAAUUUUAGCUAUCAUAAUACAAAAUUAUGACAGUCUUGCUUUAAAAUUACAAGAUAAUCUGGAUCAGUACGAGAGAUAUUCGGAAAAGCCUAAUCAUACUGCAUUUUUUGAGGAAAUGGUAACUGGGGUGAUAGUAGAUACACGGGCUUCAAUAGAUCUUAACAGUUUAGAUACACAAAUUAUAUUAGAAGAGCUUUCAAAUAUCUCAUAAUGUAAGAGCGUAUACAUUGCAAUAUAUUUUCAACAUUGUGGUUAU
Nylanderia fulva is the source of this 2129-nucleotide messenger RNA. RefSeq names its product armadillo-like helical domain-containing protein 3. The record is from RefSeq and is a predicted model, not a curated record. Gene Ontology annotation, cellular component: cytosol. NCBI's taxonomy places the organism in Eukaryota, Metazoa, Arthropoda, Insecta, Hymenoptera, Formicidae.